UACUGGCUAUAAUUUUUUCUAAAAUUCGUUAAUAGAUAGAUUUUUCAAGUCAGCCCAAAUUACUGUAACAUUAAAGUAUUUUGGACAUUUAAGAGGGGUUUUUUGAACCCUUCUGUGGAUAAUUCUCCAAAAAAACUUAUCAUAAGAGUUUGUUAGUAGGUUUUCGCGAUGCCAAAUGGUUGUCGGUCAACAGUCAAAACAAUAUCGUGCCCCGUCGCCUCAAACGGCGAAGCGAUCUUAUACGUAUGAUGCCCUUAUGCGAUUAAACAAUAUAGAUAAUUGUUUAAUUGAUAUGCAGAGAUCGCGGGAUGAUGUAAUAUCCAAUAUCGGACAGAUUUUAGAAAGGGAAAAAAACAAGCUUGUAUUGAAAAGAGAAAAAAGCUCAAGAUUAUUGCACCUUUCUCGAUAUCAUGCUGAAAUUGCAGACCAAAGUAAAGCACUAGAAGAAGAUCGCCGACGUAUAAUUACUUUGCGCGAGAAUAUUCGUUCCCGACGGGUCGCCAUGGAGGAAGCGAGAGAGCGUCAUCAAACUGGAAAGGAAUAUUUGGAGGAAAGCCUAAAGAUUUUGGAACGAGAUCGCAAAACCCUUUCCAUGACAACUUCCAAAAUCUGUACUUGUCAGAAGGAACUUGUUGCGGACUUGCUUAAUAUAUUUCCCAUAGAACCUACACAUACAGACACAUUCUCUUUUAAGAUUCUUGGUGUACCAUUGCCAAAUUCAGUAUUCACUGGUUGUGACGACGAACAAGUCGCUACCGCACUGGGGUUCACUUGUCAUCUCAUAAAUAUGCUCGCGUAUUAUCUCGGAGUUCCAUUAAGAUUUCCAAUGACACCCAUGUCCUCAAGGUCAUCAAUACGUGAUCCAAUAACAGCUUCCUUAGGAGAUUCAAGACAAUUUCCUUUAUAUGUCAAAGGAGCUGAUCGUUAUCGGUUUGAAUAUGCAGUCUUUUUACUUAAUAAAAAUAUCGAGCAGUUAAUGAAUUCGCAAGGUAUAAGCGUAAUUGAUUUAAGGCACACACUUCCGAAUUUAAAAUACCUUAUCCUCAGUUUGGUAUCAGGCCAAUCAUCGUCAUCACAUCAACGUAAACUUACUUCACAUAAUUAUACCAUACCACAUACAAUCGCAAGCACAAGUAAUAUCUUGUUUGAAGAGGAAGAAGGAGAAGUCUCAAAAUCAUCCAAUACAUCAAAUAAAAAUACUAAUGAAUCACUUCAAAAAACUUCUCGAGGAUUUAAAGUUGGAGUAACAUAAUAAUUAUUGAACUUGAAAUUAGUAGAUGAAGGACGCUUUUUUUUAUUUAAAUAUUUCAAAUUUUUUUUUAUUUAAUUAAUUAAGGGAAGGUAUAAUUUAAAUUAUGUACUGUAAUUUUCUUUUUUAUUUUGGCAUUGCAUACACUGUACACUUUUUUUUUAUUAAAUAAAUAAAUGCUUUCUUUCAAGUCAAUAAUGAUUUUCAGACUAUUUUUUUAUUAUGUCACGUGA
Molecule: messenger RNA, 1482 nt
Organism: Rhizophagus irregularis DAOM 181602=DAOM 197198
Lineage: Eukaryota; Fungi; Glomeromycota; Glomeromycetes; Glomerales; Glomeraceae
Biological process (GO): SNARE complex assembly
Cellular component (GO): lytic vacuole; endosome
Molecular function (GO): SNARE binding
Source: RefSeq, a predicted model, not a curated record